Leucoraja erinaceus (little skate) is the source of this 1471-nucleotide messenger RNA. It is a transcript of the gene wdr55, whose product is annotated as WD repeat domain 55. Bases 234 to 1205 code for a protein of 323 amino acids. The transcript is spliced from 7 exons. Lineage: Eukaryota; Metazoa; Chordata; Chondrichthyes; Rajiformes; Rajidae. Gene Ontology annotation, molecular function: protein binding. The record is from RefSeq and is a predicted model, not a curated record.
CAGGAAAAAGAGUGUAAGCCUUUGGACUACAUUAUACUGGUGGACAUCAGCCUUCUGCAGAUUGCCUUGCAGCUCAUAAUCAAAGCAUAAUGACUAGUAGGAACUGCAGAUAGACACAAAUGCUGGUGUGAAUCAGCGGGACAGGCAGCAUCUCUGGAGAGAAGGAAUGGUUUAGGUUUCGGGUAGAGACCCAUCUUCAGACUGAGAAACAGGAGAGACGGAAACAUAGAGAUAUGGAGGGUUUCUCCUAUUCGUGUGAGGAGUCUGGAAACCAGGAGCUGUGGUCCUCGGGGCAUCACUUGAAAUCCUGCCGGAAAGUGGCAUUCACCGACAAUGGGGAAGGACUCUUUACAGUUUCAAAAGAUAAAUCGGUUCACAUUCUCAAUGUUGAAAGAGGCAAGUUGACGAGGAGGAUUCCCAAAGCUCACAGUGUUGCUAUUAAUAGCUUGAAGCUGAUUGAUGAAAAUCUUUUUGCUACGGGAGACGAUGAUGGUUUGUUGAAAGUUUGGGAUUUGCGGAAGGAAACCUCUUUCAUGGAGAUGAAAAACCAUGAUGAUUAUAUUAGUGAUAUCACAAUUGACCAGAAUAAGAAGAUCUUGCUUACAACCAGUGGUGAUGGUACGAUGUGUGUUUUCAACAUUAAGAGACGCCGCUUUGACCUGCAAUCAGAGUUUCAGGAUGGUGACCUUACAUCACUGGCUAUAAUGAAGGGAGGCGGCAAGGUGGCCUGCAGUUCAUCAGAGGGAAUGAUCUACAUCUUCAACUGGAAUGGGUUUGGGGCAACCAGUGAUCGAUUCCAAGUGCAGAGAGAAUCCAUUGACUGUGUCGUGCCGAUCACUGAUAACAUUCUUUGUACAGCUUCCAUGGAUGGAGUUAUCAGGGCCGUUAACAUUCUUCCCAAUCGAGUGAUUGGGAGUGUGGGGCAGCACCCCGGCGAGUCUAUCGAGCAGAUUGUCAAGUCCAGAGAGGGCCAUUUCCUCGCCAGCUGUGCCCAUGACGAGAAGGUGAAAUUUUGGGAUGUCUCUAACUUGCAUACAGUCAUUGUUGAUGACUACAGGAAACGGAAGAAGUCCGGGAAGCUGGAAUCAUUAAGCAAGAAAGCGUUUGGCUAUGGGCCUGGGAGUGGCUUUUUUGCUGAUCUUGCAGAGGAAAGUGUCGAGGGAGAAGAGAACAGCAAGAGCGACGAUGAAACCUUUGAUGCAUAGUAGGCUGUGCCUUUCCUGUGCCCUGAUCAGCUGCCAAGCUUUGUGAUUGGAUUAUAUCAUCUCGUGCAACAAAAAGCUCGUCUUCCUCUUAACUUGUGCAUGUUUGUGCAAAUGAGUGGAUCCCAGAGUCGAUAUUCUGCCAAAAUAAAUUUCUUGUGCAGAAACUUCUUCCAUUUACAAAGUUGGGUUGUUGAACUGAGAGUUGGGUUAGUUGUGCUUCUGAAGUCAGGCAAGGACUCUGGCUUCCCCCCAACUCCAAUUGUGUU